Molecule: messenger RNA, 3189 nt
Organism: Ruditapes philippinarum (Manila clam)
Lineage: Eukaryota; Metazoa; Mollusca; Bivalvia; Venerida; Veneridae
Product: plexin-D1-like
Exons: 17
Coding region: 44-1882 (612 amino acids)
Biological process (GO): semaphorin-plexin signaling pathway involved in axon guidance; positive regulation of axonogenesis; regulation of cell migration
Cellular component (GO): semaphorin receptor complex
Molecular function (GO): semaphorin receptor activity
Source: RefSeq, a predicted model, not a curated record
CAAAAUGAUUUAUAUUCUCUAGGUAACAUUGACUCUCGAGCACAUGCCGAAGCCGCGAACCGAGGAUGUUUUCAAAUGCAGGCUUGUGGAUGCAAACGAUGUAAUCAUUGCCUCAGAUAUACAUGCAGAGAGAAAUGACAGUGAGUUUACGUGUGCCAUGCCUUUUAUAUCAGAACAUGUCGAGUUAAAAAUUGAGCUUCAUGUGCAGACGACUUCAAAUGAGAAUAUUCUUCUUUCCGAAGCAACCAUUUUAUUUUUCGAGUGUGUAAAAUUUAAGAGAUGCACAGACUGUAUCAAUAGAUCGGAUAGUCAUUGUAAUUGGUGUAAUAACGCUGUAAUGUGUCAGACACGACAGUCAACGUGUAAAAGUGGUUUGGUAAAUUCGAAAGAGUUUUGCCCGCAGUUGACAGAUUCACGAGGGGUUCAUUAUGUACAUGCUGGAAUUUUGACCUCUGUGCUCUUUCACGGAAGACACCUCCAACCGCCGGGCUCUGGCAACAAGUACUAUUACACAUGUACGAUGUCUGACUUGGCGUCCUCCAAAGCUAUGAUCGUGAACAACUCCUCCAUCACCUGUAGCGUCAUUGUGCCCCAGUUGUCGGAUAAACAACUUCAGAACGAAACAAUUAAAGUUUAUUACAGUUUUAAUCAAACGAGAACUUCCGUGCUGGAGGAUGAGUAUGAAAAUUACGUCACAGUUUACAAUUGUACAAUGUUGGCCAGGGACUGUAGUCAUUGUCUAGCACUAAACAAAUCACGAUUUGACUGUGCUUGGUGUACAGAAACCAACCGGUGCGAGCAUAGAGAUUUAACUUGCUCCACGACAACAUGCCCGGCACCUACUAUAACAGAUGUGGUUCCAAGAGAUGGUCCAGUGACAGGAAAUACUACCAUAACAAUUAAUGGAUAUGAUUUGGGCUCCGACCUCUCGGAUAUCAACAUUGUUAAAGUCGCGGAAAUCCCGUGCAUUAUAACCGAUGAUAUAUCACAAUUAAAUGUCACCGACUACGGAAACUUCGAAACAAGAGCUCCAAAUCGAAUUAUUUGUAUGACAGGAUCUUCCCUGAACGAAACAUCGGGGACAGUCAACAUUUCAGUAAAUGGACACGUUUCCAACUCGGAUGUUAUAUUUUCUUACCAAGUUCCAAUUGUGACGGACAUUGUUCCACAUUACGGACCGGAAGCGGGUGGAACGCGCAUGACAAUUUACGGCGAGAAUCUAGGGAUUGGAAAUAGAAACGUACGAGUUUAUCUUGAAAACAAACCUUGUUUAAGGCCUGAAAUGAGUCCCAAACUGCCUUUAGGAAAUGUAUCUCCAACCAACUUUACGAUAAUUUGCACGGUUGAUAAUGGUUACACUAGUAAUAUCACCAUGGUAACUAUAACCAUUGAUGACGUCAUCGUUGUGGCUAAAGAACCAGUGUCGUUCACAUUCGUCGGUGAUCCAAAGCUUAACCCAUUAUCGCCUAAGAAGGCUUUCUUUAGUGGAGGAACCAAAAUCACAAUCGAGGGGAAACAGUUGGACAACGCUCAUAAUGCCAGAAUAGAGUUAAAUUACGGACAGGACUUGGAGAUUGGUGACUGCACGAUACUGUCGGAACGUCUGACAACUUGCAAAGUCCCGAGAGCGCCUGAAUUCUUACAGGACCAGUUAUUGAAAUCUGAGAAUACAACUGUCAAGUUCUCAAAAUUUGUCAGAGUUGUGUGUGUGGUUUAUUUUGAUAAUGUUCACGAAAACUUCGAAAUAUCUUACUAUCUUGAUCCAACAAUAAACGACUUAACCGGAAGUGGCCGUGUCGUAGAAUUUGAAGCAGACGACAGGCGCCUGGAAAUCAGUGGUAAAAUGCUGAAUAACGUAGCAACACUUUUUGAUAUCCAGUAACGGUCGGUGUUGAAUCAUGUGUCAUAGUGGAACUGACCUCGUCAUACAUAACGUGCAUUGCUCCGAAAUACGAACCAAAGAGCGGAAUGCCAAAUGCCGGACGCCCCGAGGUCAACGUGACCAUUGGAAACAUAAAACGGAUGAUUGGCUAUGUCGACUACAAAACAAAGUCGGGUUGGAUAAGCAGUCCUUUGGUGAUGCUGUCGGCGGCGGGAGCGGGUGCUGUGCUCAUUUUGGUCAUUUCAAUGGCUUCUAUUUUGAUAUGUCGAAAAUAUAGACAAAUGAAGUUCAGGUUAAGAACUCUUGUGAAUCAGGACAACGUGAAAGAAGAAGACGCUGGUGUCAUACGAUUUAGCAGGCUUGCGGGUAAGUCGGACGAGGUGGGUUACUCUGACCUGUACAGUGACAUAAGUGAUCGCUAUGACUCUGCCCUCUAUAACACAAUCACUGCAGACGACUUCUCAAGAGAAAGAACCGGAACCGGAACCAGAAACAAUUCACAGCAUUGUCCUUGUGAGCGCAUACCGGAAGUGGACACUUUGACAAGACAAGUAUCCCAGAAUACUUUGCGACCUAAAAACAAGAUUACAUUAGAAAUUCAGCUAGAAGGUACAACAGCGACGAGUGUUGAGCUAAUACCAAAGGGCGGAGACGAUCAGUCAUACCUACAUGCUAUUACCAACAGUUAUCUUUCCUGCUAACUUUAGAAAAAUAAAAGCAUGUGGACAAUAGAGCUAGAAAUAUUUGGACAGUAUGUCAUUGACAAAGACUUGUUUGUUUUCACACUUCCUUAUUUAGAACAAUCUGUUCAGACUAGAUUCAUUUCCUUCGCUGACAAAUAUGUAAAUUACUCAUACAUUAUAAAGUACAUCAUGUUUAUACUCAUGUAUAUAUGACUAAACAAUCUUUAUAUACAGUCAUUGUCGUUAAAUACAUUUAUAACCAUGUUCAUGUGUCAAAUCAGAACAUUGUUUUUUGUGUCUUUGUUUGUUUUUAAAUACAUUGUACAUGUAGCGUCCAUUGUCUAAAGUUUAACGUUUGUACUGAUUGCACAUUUUGUAUAGUCUUAGUGGGCUACCUAGUAGGUCAUCAAACUUGUCUAAUUUUUCAUUGCGGCAUUUGCAUUUUUACUUUUGCUUAUUUAGUUGUUACGUCGUCACAUUACUUUUCUUUUGCAGCUUUUGAACAAUCGGCGCAUCAUUUGUAAAGUAGCGCUUUGCUUUUGGAAAUGUGCAGAUAUGUUGAUUACAUCCAUUAAUUAUGAAAAAAGAAGAAAAAAAGAAGUAAAAAAAAUGCAUUGUUAAAUA